This is a messenger RNA of Plectropomus leopardus (leopard coralgrouper), 491 nucleotides long. Lineage: Eukaryota; Metazoa; Chordata; Actinopteri; Perciformes; Serranidae. The record is from RefSeq and is a predicted model, not a curated record.
CGACUCGACGUCACUCCCGUUCAACCAGCGCCCUGUCCUCUGCAGAGUGCUACUCAGACCGGCUGUCCCAUCAAGCUCGCAUCUCGGCCUCCGUCAACGCCAUGAGGAUCCUCAACACGGGCACCGACGUGGAGGCCGCCGUCGCUGACGCGCUGCUGUUAGGAGACUCGAGGAGUAAGCGGCGGCCGGUGAGGCGGCGCUUCGAGUCUCCGGGGAUGUACUCUGACGACGACGCCAACAGCGACGCCUCCAGCGCCUGCUCGGAGCGCUCAUACAGCUCGCGCAACGGCGGCAUGGCGCCGCACUACCUGCGUCAGAUGGAGGACGUGGCCGAGGUGCUGAACCACUGCGCCAGCGCCAACUGGUCGGAGAGGAAGGAGGGGCUGCUGGGACUCCAGAACCUGCUCAAGAGCCAGAGGAUGCUCAGUCGCGUGGAGCUGAAGAGGCUGUGUGAGAUCUUCACCAGGAUGUUUGCAGACCCUCACAGCAAG